AAGACCAACACCGGGCAUGUGCGGAACAUCAGACCUCCAUCUGAGCAGAAGAGACACAGACGUCUUUCCAGCUUGCACGAUUUCAGUCAUAUCACCAUGAGCAAGAACACCCUGUCCUGUAACGGUGUGCUUGAGAGAGGGGAUUACCUCAUAUCCAACAACGGGAACUUCAAGGCCAUCUUUCAGGAGGAUGGCAACUUUGUGGUCUAUGGCUGGAAGCCAAUCUGGGCGACCAACACUGGUGGCUUGGCCGGUGACCGAGUGAUCAUGCAGAGUGACUGCAACUUGGUCAUGUAUGACGGUGCCUCCGUCAGCCCUAAUUCCCUUUGGGCAUCGGCUACCAGCUACCGUUCUGGACCCCCGCACUUGAGGGCUCAUGCCCGCAUCGAGAACGACGGAACCCUGGUGGUACGUGACAGCGAUGAAGUCCUUUGGAAGUCGACGCAAUGAUUGUUAUAUCCGAGGUGGUGUGUGAAGCUUAUGAUGAUAUGAUGUAUGAGCUUUGUAAAGCCUUCUCAGAUUACUCGCAUUGUCCAUGGCAGAGCCAGAAUUGGCAAUAAUAAA
Molecule: messenger RNA, 564 nt
Organism: Engraulis encrasicolus (European anchovy)
Lineage: Eukaryota; Metazoa; Chordata; Actinopteri; Clupeiformes; Engraulidae
Product: B-type lectin plumieribetin-like
Exons: 3
Coding region: 97-450 (117 amino acids)
Source: RefSeq, a predicted model, not a curated record